This is a messenger RNA of Periophthalmus magnuspinnatus, 2260 nucleotides long. RefSeq lists its product as uncharacterized. Lineage: Eukaryota; Metazoa; Chordata; Actinopteri; Gobiiformes; Gobiidae. Gene Ontology annotation, molecular function: interleukin-17 receptor activity. The coding region runs from base 40 to 2187 and encodes 715 amino acids. The transcript is spliced from 16 exons. The record is from RefSeq and is a predicted model, not a curated record.
UGGAUAUCAGCGUCAGGUACAAUAUUGGCACGGGCAGAUAUGGCGCACAAAACCACUAGGUUUUCAGGAAAACGCGUGUUUUUUCUUGUGAUGUUACUGCUGCCUCUGUGCUGGAGUCUUUGGACUAAAGCGCUGGAUAUAGUCGAUGUGAAUUCACCUGAACUCACCUGCAGCGAGGGACUGCUGAACUGUAAAGUGACUUCAGAGUCUCUCUAUGAAGCAGGGCUGCCUGAUCCAGAGGGGCCAGUGAAUAUCACACAGGUGGAUCUGAGACCUGUUCUUUGCUGCACACAGGGACAACUCUGUGUGUCCUGUCUGCAGCUCAUCAUCAGUCUCACAGCGGUAGUGGAUGAUUUAGAGCAAUCUGGAGAUACCACAGAGGUGUUUCUCAGCACACAACAGACUGAUGCGAGUGGACAUUUUAUGUUUCAAGAAGCCCUGCUUAAAAUUUGCUUCAGUUCUCCAGGCUCUAGUGGCUUUUGCAAGACAUUACAGUUUACUUUCUCCAGAUCAAAUGUAGCUGCUUCCACACAUAAGUUACUGUUAAGAGAAAAGGUGACUUUUGGUGCUCCAGUUCUGGUUCGUGUCCUUGCACAGAUGACACAGUACAAGCAUGAUAUCACUAUUCCAUCUUUAGAAAAAGUUUGUUCUUUGAGCCCAGAGGGUAGCCAAAUUAAAGACUGUGAUGUCCCAAGUCUUCAAUUUGUAACCGAUCAGAAAACAGAGGUCAUCCGACUCAAAGUGGAAGAAGCAAAGGAGAAGACACUCAUGUGUCAGAUGAUGUGGGACGAGACACCAGGAGCGAUUCUUCCAGUGGGUGAAGGCAGAAAAGAAAUUGUGAUCUCAUUGAACUCUGCAGCCCCAUGCUUGUGUUUUCAAGUUUGGUGGCAAGACAGUAAGCUACGCCGAAAAUAUUGCCCAUUCAAGAAUCAACAAGUUGCCAUAGAGAGGAUGAUGCACAACGUGUCAGUGGCUUUGAUGGAGUCUGCAAGAGGAGGGAGCUCUGUGCUGCUCUGGAAUGUCAGCGCCCCCUGUAGGCUGAAGGCGGAUGUGUGGCUGUGCAAGAGAGAUGUGGUCAGUAGGGACAAGUGUCAAGAAGUGACAGGGUCUAGACAGAAACUGGAUGGACAUGGCGAUUGGUUUACAACUCAUGGAAACCAUUGGAAAACAGGAGUAUUCAAUUGGUCAUCACACCCUCUGCUCUGUCUUCAAAUAAAACUUGAUGGGAUACAUUCUCCAUUGGAUCCCUAUUGCCCAUUUGCAGUAUCUCGUUGGCAGCGGAUUGUCUUGCUUUUUGUUGCCUUGUUAUUGGCCUCUGUGUCAAUUCUUGGAGCAUGCUGUAUACAUGCACUGAUCAAAGGAUUUGCAUGGAGAUGGUUGAAAGAUGAUGACGUCAAAGGGGCUGUAGGCGGUGGUCAUGUGGUUCUGCUAUAUCCGCCUGAUGAUGAGCAAGCCUUACCUGGUCUAAUGUGCCACUUAGGGUCAUCCCUCCAAGCUCUGGGCUGCAAUGUGUCUCUGGACUUGUGGAGCCAUGCUGAAUUAAGUGUCUUGGGUCCGGUGCCUUGGCUCCAUUCACGACUGGAUCAACUGCAAAGACACGGUGGAAAGGUUGUUCUAGUGCUUACCCAAGCUGCAAGGAGGAGGGCUGAAGAGUGGGGAGCUAAAACCUGGGCGAGGUUUACAACAAAUCAGAAAGAUAUAGACGGCAGUACCAACUCAAAUUGUGUUGAUGUAUUUAGCGCAUCUUUGAGUUGUAUCCUUGCAGACUACUUACAAGGUCGAGCAGGCGAGCGCUUCAUGUUGGUGCAGUUUGAAUCCCUGCCCCCUGAAGGAGUUUGCCAGCCACUUCCAGAACUGUUCCGUGGUCUACAUGUCUACAGCCUUCCAUCUCAAAGCUUAGGGUUUCUCACAGAACUGGCAGGGGCAAGACAAAUGGCCACGUCCUCAUCCAGACGAAAGAGGGCGCAUGGACUCAGAAUGGCGUCGCGGGCGUUAGCAAGAGGGUUGUCAGGGUUUACAGCUGGGACGGCAGUGUUGAGACUGGCUGUGAUGCCCCAGAGUUGUGUAGGGGGAGGAGGAGGAGAAGAAGAAGAUGUUGCAGAGACAAUACCACUGCAGCCUUACCUCAUCACGCCCCCCUCCAGUCCAGACACUAACCCCAAAGUCUGUCAAGUGGAUUGGGUUUGAAAUAGUGUGCGGUUUAUUAGCGUUAGGUAUUGCAAAUGUUAUCAGCAAUAUUUUCUUUGCAAUUAAAACAUUA